UCUGAUAACUUAAGAGAGAUUCUCCAAAAUGUGGCCAAAUUGCAAGGAGUUUCAAAUAUGAGAAAGCUAGGCCACUUGAAUAACUUUACUAAGCUUCUUUGUGAUAUUGGCUACAGCGAAGAAAAAUUGGGUUUUAACUAUGAGGAUAUAAUAAUUUGUCUGCGGUUAGCUCUAUUGAAUGAAGCUAAAGAAGUGAGAGCGGCAGGGCUGCGAGCGCUUCGAUAUCUCAUCCACGACUCCAAUAUUCUCCAGAAGGUGCUAAAAUUGAAAGUGGACUAUUUAAUAGCUAGGUGUAUUGACAUACAGCAGAGCAACGAGGUAGAAAGAACACAAGCACUUCGAUUAGUCAGAAAGAUGAUUACUGUGAAUGCUUCCUUAUUUCCUAGCUCUGUGGCCAACUCGUUAAUAGCAGUUGGAAACGAUGGACUUCAAGACAGAGACAGAAUGGUUCGAGCGUGUAUUGCCGUUAUCUGUGAACUAGCACUUCAGAAUCCAGAGGUGGUGGCCCUUCGAGGUGGACUAAAUACCAUCUUAAAAAAUGUGAUUGAUUGCCAAUUAAGUCGAAUAAAUGAGGCCCUCAUUACUACAAUUUUACACCUUCUUAAUCAUCCAAAGACCCGGCAAUAUGUGAGAGCUGAUGUAGAAUUAGAGCGAAUAUUAGCACCUUAUACUGAUUUUCACUACAGGCACAGUCCAGAUACAGCUGAAGGACAGCUCAAAGAAGACAGAGAAGCACGAUUUCUAGCCAGUAAAAUGGGAAUCAUAGCAACAUUUCGGUCCUGGGCAGGUAUUAUUAAUUUAUGUAAACCUGGAAAUUCUGGUAUACAGUCUCUAAUUGGAGUACUCUGCAUACCAAAUAUGGAAAUACGGCGAGGUUUGCUUGAAGUACUUUAUGAUAUAUUUCGUCUUCCUCUUCCUGUUGUGACUGAAGAGUUCAUAGAAGCACUGCUCAGUGUAGAUCCAGGUAGAUUCCAAGACAGUUGGAGGCUCUCGGAUGGUUUUGUAGCAGCUGAGGCAAAAACUAUUCUUCCCCAUCGUGCCCGAUCGAGGCCAGACCUCAUGGAUAAUUAUUUGGCAUUGAUUCUCUCCGCAUUUAUUCGUAAUGGACUGUUAGAGGGCUUGGUUGAAGUGAUAACUAACAGUGAUAACCAUAUUGCAGUUAGAGCUACCGUCCUUUUAGGAGAGCUCUUACAUAUGGCAAACACAAUUCUUCCUCAUGCACAUAGCCAUCAUUUGCACUGUUUACCAACCCUAAUGAAUAUGGCUGCAUCCUUUGAUAUCCCCAAGGAAAAAAGACUGCGAGCCAGUGCAGCUUUGAAUUGCUUAAAACGCUUCCAUGAAAUGAAGAAACGAGGACCUAAGCCUUACAGUCUUCAUUUAGAUCACAUUGUUCAGAAAGCAAUUGCAACACACCAGAAACGGGAUCAGUAUCUCCGAGUUCAGAAAGAUAUAUUUUUUCUUAAGGAUACAGAGGAAGCACUUUUAAUGAACCUUAGAGAUAGUCAAGUCCUCCAACAUAAAGAGAAUCUUGAAUGGAAUUGGAAUCUCAUAGGGACCAUUCUUAAGUGGCCAAAUAUAAAUCUAAGAAACUAUAAAGAUGAACAAUUACACAGGUUUGUACGAAGACUGCUUUAUUUUUACAAGCCCAGCAGUAAACUAUAUGCCAUCUUAAAUCUUGACUUUGCUAAAUCCAAGCAGCUCACCGUUGUAGGCUGCCAGUUUACAGAAUUUCUUCUUGAGUCUGAGGAGGAUGGUCAAGGAUACUUAGAAGAUCUAGUAAAGGAUAUUGUUCAGUGGCUCAAUACCUCAUCUGGAAUGAAGCCAGAAAGAAGUCUUCAAAACAAUGGUUUAUUGACUACCCUUAGUCAACACUACUUUUUAUUUAUUGGAACACUGUCUUGCCACCCUCAUGGAGUCAAAAUGCUGGAAAAAUGCAAUGUGUUUCAAUGUCUCCUUAACCUGUGCUCCUUGAAAAGCCAAGAUCACUUACUAAAACUGACAGUGUCUAGCUUGGACUAUAGCAGAGAUGGACUGGCUAGAGUUAUUCUUUCCAAAAUCCUAACUGCAGCCACUGAUGCCUGUAGGCUAUAUGCAACAAAACAUUUAAGGGUAUUAUUGAGAGCUAAUGUUGAAUUCUUCAGUAACUGGGGAAUUGAGUUACUAGUGACCCAGCUGCAUGAUAAACACAAAACGAUUUCCUCUGAAGCUCUUGAUAUCCUCGAUGAAGCAUGUGAAGACAAGGCCAACCUCCAUGCUCUUAUUCAGAUGAAGCCAGCUCUCUCUCACCUUGGAGACAAGGGUUUGCUUCUCCUCCUGAGAUUUCUCUCUAUUCCAAAAGGAUUUACCUAUCUGAAUGAAAGGGGGUUUGUAGCAAAACAAUUGGAAAAAUGGCACAAGGAAUAUAAUUCAAAAUAUGUUGACUUGAUCGAGGAACAGCUUAAUGAAGCACUUACUACUUAUCGGAAGCCGAUUGAUGGUGAUAAUUAUGUCCGUCGGAGUAACCAAAGAUUACAGCGUCCUCAUGUUUAUCUGCCUGUACACCUUUAUGGACAACUGGUACACCACAAAACAGGCUGUCAUUUGUUAGAAGUGCAGAAUAUUGUUACAGAACUCUGUCGCAGCAUUCGUAAAUCAGAUUUGGAUAAAUGGGAAGAAAUUAAAAAGCUGAAAGCAUCCCUUUGGGCCUUGGGAAACAUUGGCUCAUCAAAUUGGGGCCUUAAUUUGCUACAAGAAGAAAAUGUGAUUCCAGAUAUAUUAAAACUUGCCAAACAGUGUGAAGUUCUUUCUGUGAGAGGGACCUGCGUGUAUGUGCUUGGGCUCAUAGCUAAAACUAAACAAGGCUGUGAUAUUCUCAAAUGUCACAGCUGGGAUACUGUGAGGCACAGUCGCAAACAUCUGUGGCCAGUGGUUCCGGAUGAUGUAGAGCAGCUCUGUAAUGAACUCUCGUCUGUACCAAGCACUCUAAGUUUGAACUCUGAAUCCACAAGCUCCAGACACAACAGUGAAAGUGAUUUUGUGCCCUCGAGUAUGUUCAUCAUGGAGGAUGACCGGUUUGGCAGCAGCUCUACUAGUACAUUUUUCCUUGACAUCAAUGAGGAUGCAGAGCCAGCGUUUUAUGACCGACCUGGACCUAUAAAGGAUAAAAAUUCCUUCCCUUUCUUUGCUUCUAGUAAACUUGUGAAGAACCGUAUCUUGAAUUCACUCAGUUUGCCUAAUAAAAAGCAUCGCAGUAGCAGUGACCCCAAAGGAGGGAAAGUGUCGUCUGAGACUAAGACAAGCAACAGGCGCAUCAGAACCCUCACGGAGCCAUCCACUGGUGACCUCAACCAUACUGACGAUUUCACCCCCAUCUCCACAGUACAGAAAACAUUGCAAUUAGAAACAUCAUUUGUGGGGAAUAAGCACACUGAAGACACUGGUAGCACUCCAAGUAUUGGGGAGAAUGACUUAAAAUUCACCAAGAGUCUUGGUUCAGAAAAUCACAGAGAAAACACCAGCCGCGAGAGGUUAGUUGUAGAAAGUUCAACGAGCUCACACAUGAAAAUCCGUAGCCAAAGCUUUAAUACAGACACGACAACCAGUGGUAUCAGUUCAAUGAGCUCCAGCCCUUCCCGGGAGACAGUAGGCGUAGACGCUACAACUGUGGACACAGACUGUGGAAGUAUGAGUACUGUGGUAAGUACUAAAACUGUUAAGACCAGCCACUAUCUGACGCCACAGUCUAACCACCUGUCUCUCUCCAAAUCCAACUCCGUGUCCCUGGUGCCUCCGGGUUCUUCUCAUACACUUCCUAGAAGAGCACAGUCCCUUAAAGCCCCCUCUCUUGCUACCAUUAAAAGUCUAGCAGAUUGUAACUUCAGUUACACAAGUUCCAGAGAUGCCUUCGGCUAUGCCACACUGAAACGAUUACAGCAGCAAAGGAUGCACCCAUCUUUAUCGCAUUCUGAAGCCUUGGCAUCCCCAGCAAAAGAUGUGCUGUUCACUGAUACCAUCACCAUGAAGGCCCACAGCUUUGAGUCCAGGUUGACGCCCAGCAGGAUCGAUUUUAAAAAGAAGCAUGUCGGGGGAAUCAGGAGCUUAAGACCUACAAUAACAAACAACCUUUUCAGGUUCAUGAAAGCUUUAAGUUACGCUUCGUUAGAUAAAGAAGAUUUAUUAAGUCCUAUUAAUCAAAAUACCCUACAACGGUCCUCCUCAGUGAGGUCCAUGGUGUCCAGUGCUACAUAUGGUCGCUCUGACGACUACAUCGGCCUUGCUCUUCCAGUAGACAUCAAUGACAUAUUCCAGGUAAAGGAUAUUCCCUAUUUUCAGACAAAAAAUCUAUCUCCCCAAGAUGAUCGAGCUUCGAGAGUGUUUGCCCACGACUCGGGAGGUCUUCCAUCUGGAACCGGGGGUCUUGUAAAAAAUUCUUUCCACUUGCUGCGGCAGCAGAUGAGUCUUACAGAAAUAAUGAAUUCCAUCCAUUCAGACGCUUCUCUGUUUUUAGAAAGUACAGAAGACACGGGACUCCAGGAACACACAGACGAUAACUGCCUUUAUUGUGUCUGUAUUGAAAUUCUGGGUUUCCAACCCAGUAACCAACUAAGUGCAAUAUGUAGUCAUUCGGACCUUCAAGACAUUCCGUAUUCUGACUGGUGUGAGCAGACCAUCUCUAACCCAUUGGAAGUGAUUCCCUCUAAGUUUUCGGGGAUUUCUGGGUGCAGUGAUGGGGUGUCUCCAGAAGGCUCCGCCAGCAGCACCAAAAGCACAGAGUUGCUCCUCGGUGUGAAAACAAUUCCAGAUGAUACACCAAUGUGCCGUAUCCUCCUCCGAAAAGAAGUUCUAAGAUUAGUCGUUAAUUUGAGUAGUUCCGUUUCAACUAAAUGUCAUGAAACUGGACUCUUAACCAUUAAGGAAAAAUACCCGCAGACGUUUGACGACAUAUGCUUGUAUUCGGAGGUGUCCCACUUGCUGUCCCACUGCACCUUUCGACUGCAGUGCCGGAGGUUUAUACAGGAGUUAUUUCAAGAUGUACAGUUUUUACAGAUGCAUGAAGAAGCCGAGGCUGUGUUGGCAACAUCACCAAAGCAAUCCGUAGUGGAUACAUCUGCUGAAUCCUGACCGCAUGUUAGUGAUGUCGGUGGUAGAUCCUACAUAGAGUAAUAUUGGUAGAUUUCCUAAAAGCCUCAGACAUGCUGACUGGCUGGGCAGCAAAGACAGGAGUAUCUCCUGCACUCUUCCAGAGAUGACUGGCACCUGAGCAGUGGGACUGCUGACUUCCCAACCAAAACGACUUCCUGCUCUCGCGCAACGAGCCCUCAGGGCUGGGGGCCAUGUUCAUUACUUAUUACCACAGUUUUACCGACCAAUGUAUGCAAGAGCCAAGCGCUGAGUGCCUUUGCAGGCAUCCUAUUUGUUUUCCUUUUAAGAGCAUAAAAACAGUGGAUCAGCAGUAGGAUAUGCAGAGGCACCUCACACAGUUAAUGUCUGGUUUUAGGGUAAAUGUAAAGAUGCCUUGUUCACUCAACCAUUCGAGGACACCAGGACUUUGUGUCUCGACGGCUGCAUCCUAUUACGCAACAGGGUGUUCGCUCACUGCUGGUAUUCCAGGGGGAAGCUUGGCCUGGCCCCGUUUCUCUUCAUGUUGGUAACACUACUUCAGAGGUUUGGAACCUCAAAGCAAAAGAGCCUCAACAAGCCAGGACUUCUAAGUUAUUUUUUUAAUGUUACUAGGAUUACAUUAAUGUUCUUAUUUGUUUUCUAUCUCUUCAGCUUUGUUUCAGUGUAAUAGAGUAGGCUAUAUGAACCUUGGAUUAAGGUUUUUCACUACAGUUCCUGAUUAAAAUCAGAAAACCAUGUUAUAAUUCACAUGAAGGUAUUUUCCAUUUAUAGAAUGCCUAGGUUUUCAGUGAACAUUUGUUCAAGUCAGCUUCCCAUAUCAUUACUGUGGAUGGGAACUUGAGCAAGCACUAGUAAUUUAGACCCAAAGCAAAAGCAAGCAUUAGAUAAAACGUUGGCUCGCCCGAGGAAAAGGUAAGUUUGCCUACAAUUUACACAUUCCAAGGGAAAAUAAGAGCCAUAUUUUUUUAAGGUACCAAAACUUGUUAUUAAGUUUAAAAAUUGUAGUGAAAAGCCUUAAGCCCCAAAUUUUAAAGCAGCAGUAAUUUAAUUUUAUACCAGUGAUGUUGUUUUGCACAAAUUAAAUGCAGUGAUAGGUGAGUUUAUGAGUAUAGUAAUUGCCUUCAUCACAUUUGUGAAAUUGUUUAGUUGAUGAGGGCAAGGUUAUUUGUUUUCCUUUAAUUUGUAUAUGUCUAAAGAUACUUGGAAAUUUUUACAGGAAUUAAACAUAUAUGCAAACUUGUAUAUAAAAGUAGCAUGGCCAUCAUUAGAAUGCUUGUAAAUGAAAGGAAUAUCUUUUUUGAGAUCUAUAUAAGUAGAAAAAAAUCCAGCUGGACUGAUUAGGACCCUUUUUAAAUUCAUUUGUGUAUACCAAUUAAUUGUUUCACAAUCACGCGUCAGCUUUGUCACAGUUAUGGCCCACUGAUGACUAUUUUCCCACAUUGCAGAUCCUCGCUGUAAUGGGUUUGUUCUUUGAGUUCUCUGUAAAAGAACCCUGUGAACAAGAAAGUAUAACUCACAGAGAUGCGUUUUUGUUUUUUCUUUUUAAUUUGCUGGCACUGAAAGUUCCUGUUGAAGUGAAGCAUUUCAUCUCCCUUCCUAACACCUCUUUGACUGCACUUCAGUGAAUUGUUCUCGUGUGCACUGCACAGCAGCUUACAUUACAGCAGGCGGAUAAGGGCUGUAAGCUGCUGCUUCUGUUAAAAAGUGGUUCACGUUUGCUCUCAGAAAGCCCUAUUGAAGAUAAAACAUGUUUUUCAACGUCAGUUUGUGGCUCACCCCAAGUGUUUAUUUAGAAGUCAGUAGUACUUUUCAGAAGAGCAUUGCCUACCACGUUGGUCUUUGGACUUGGGUACUUAAACUGCCUUUCCAGAGAACCAACUGUCAAGAGAUACUAGACCAACUAGUGGUUAAAAACCCAAAGGAAGUAACAUGAUAAUCUUACUCACAGUGGGAAUAAUAAGUUUUAGACAUUUGUUUUAAAUACUACCUCAGUUACCAGAGUAUGGAAUCUGUGUUUAAUCUCUCUAAAGUAGCCAGUCAUUUGUUGACAGCACCACCCCAUCCUCAUACUCCACCUGUCUUCCUUCCUGACAUUAAGAGGUAGUUACUGUUAGCUUGAAAACUUUUUGAUGGUUCCUUUGAAAGGCCUCGUUCCAUCACAUCUGCCUAUAGCACUUAAGUUUGGGGAGACACUGAGAGCUGCGGUUUAUAGUAAACUAAAAGCAAAACAAAGAAAGGUCUGUAUUGAAACUUGUAGUACUAUUUGGUUUAUCCUUGAUUUUCCUGACAGGUUUUAAUAUGUUUUCUUUGAGUAUUUGUUUGUAUAAAAGUAGACCUUUAAAAUGAAAAAUGCUCAGAUGCAGUGCCAAGCUAUUAAAUUAGAUGAUUAAGAAUAUUCAACUACAGCAGAAAGUAUUAGGAAUGCUGUCAGUGGUAAUAGAACUCAUUGAGAAAGUCAUCUAUAAAUAAUAGAUAUUAUCAGGCUGUAGAAUACCAAAAUAAUGUCAAUACUGUAGUUUUUCAAGAUUUUAGAAUUAAACUUAGUCUAUAUAAAUUUGUUCUGUGGGUAAUUAUUGCCUAAUUUGGGGCAAUAAUUUGGGCAGUUGUGCUGGUUGUAAACUGUGAAUUUCUAAUUUCUGUGAAGUGCAUUGCCAUUUCUAAUUGAAUUUUUCUUUUCAAGAACAGAUUUCAGCCUCAUAUACUAAGUAAAUACUGACAGGUUAGAAAAUUAGAAAUUUAGUAUUUAUAACAAUGUGGUCUAAAAUUUCUUAUCCUUUUAUUUCCUGUUCUACGCUUAGGUCGCCUUGGGGGCAGGGGUCUUUGGCCCAGUGAGCAGUUUUCUAACAGACUUGGUAGUACAAGGACAUCCUGUAUGUCCUCGGAGGCCCUGUGGAGGUGGACACCUUCCCACGCCCAUGACUCUGAGCUGACAGUGAGGACAGGUUCCUCGGAGCUGGAGAUCUGUCAGCCUCAGUGGUCCAUGUCACAGUGGCAAAGUUCUCCACAGUGAGUGAGGUGCCAGUGACUCCUUAGAGUUGUCUUCUGCGGUUUAUAAGCAAUUCAACCGCAUUCCAUUUGGAGCUUGCCUUUUAGCACCGCGUGAAAGCACACAGAUCAUUAAGCAAUAAAAACAGGUCAAUGUUCUGUCAUUCAAAUUACAGCUGCAGUUAUUUUUGCAUGGGAAGUGUGAGGUGCUAAUUUUUGAGUGCAGAUUCACUUUGUAAAUUACCUUGGGAAAUUUCCUCUGGAAGGCACCUUUAGUUUUCCGAGUCCUUUCCUCCAGUUUUGUCUCAAACUCACAAUUCAUUAAAACAUGAAAAAUAGAAAAGGGAGACUUGGUUUCGAGAGAUUUCAUGAGAAGAACUGUUUAGAAUUGAAAACAUUUCAUGUUUUCCACAGGGGACGUUUGGGAAAGGUCCACAUCAUCUCCCCAUUCACAAAGUAUACAAAGUAUCUUCCUGUCGAGAGCGAGCGAGCGGUCAUGUAAAAGCCUGCCCUUGCUGCUGCUGGCGACCACUGAGGUCGGGGACCGCUGAGCCCGGCUCCCAGGGUCUUUUCCAUCCAGAGGAGGCGGAGUAUGGACUUGCCCCGUGGAGAGCAGUGCCACAGCAUGCCUACAGUGCACAUGUCGUUUGACUCUUUUGAGCUGUUUAAUGUGAGAGAGCGUGUAUGCCCCUGAAAUCAGACCUUGCAAUUUUGCCACUAAAUAGGUUGCUUUAGCCCAAGAUGCAAAUACAUGGGUUAGGGG
Echinops telfairi (small Madagascar hedgehog) is the source of this 8848-nucleotide messenger RNA. RefSeq names its product RPTOR independent companion of MTOR complex 2 (gene RICTOR). Gene Ontology annotation, molecular function: protein serine/threonine kinase activator activity. Gene Ontology annotation, cellular component: TORC2 complex. Lineage: Eukaryota; Metazoa; Chordata; Mammalia; Afrosoricida; Tenrecidae. Bases 58 to 5100 code for a protein of 1680 amino acids. Gene Ontology annotation, biological process: positive regulation of phosphatidylinositol 3-kinase/protein kinase B signal transduction; TORC2 signaling. The transcript has 37 exons. The record is from RefSeq and is a predicted model, not a curated record.